ACAGGGCGUGCUACUUCCAGCAAGGCUCGUGAUUCCUGCAGGUCACGGGAUUCAGCAGAAAAAGCAGGUUGUAUGGGGGUCUUCUGCUUGGCCUCCCUAACGUAUGAUGUUAAUGUUUGGCUACUAGAAUAACAUCAAAACAACCAUGGGGUCGUUGUUCCGCAGUGAAGAGAUGGCACUAUGCCAGCUCUUCCUUCAGAGUGAAUCGGCAUACACUUGCGUCUCCGAACUUGGAGAGCUCGGACUGGUGCAGUUCAGAGAUCUCAACCCAGAUGUGAAUGCAUUUCAACGCAAGUUCGUAAAUGAAGUCCGCCGCUGCGAUGAGAUGGAGAGGAAGCUCCGCUAUUUGGAGAGGGAGAUCCGUAAGGAUGGGAUUCCAGUGCUGGACACUGGGGAGAACCCUGAGGCUCCGAUGCCCAGGGAGAUGAUUGAUUUAGAGGCGACAUUUGAGAAACUUGAGAAUGAGCUGAAGGAAGUGAACAGCAAUGCCGAAGCUCUCAAGAGGAAUUACCUGGAGCUGACGGAACUGAAGCACAUCCUGAAGAAGACCCAAGUUUUCUUCGACGAGGCCAUGUACCCCCCAAAUCUACCUUACGACCAAGAUGUCUAUUUUGACGAUGAUGAGCGUGUUAACCUGCUGACCGACACGUCGCUCCACCAACUCAAACAUAUUGGGUUUGUGGCCGGUGUGAUCCUGCGUGAGAGGAUCCCCGCCUUUGAAAGGAUGCUGUGGCGCGCUUGCAGAGGCAACGUGUUCCUCAGGCAGGCGGAGAUCAAUGACCCACUCGAGGAUCCGGCUACAGGAGAGCAAGUGUACAAGUCGGUAUUCAUCAUCUUCUUCCAAGGUGAUCAGCUGAAGAUGAGAGUCAAGAAGAUUUGCGAAGGUUUCCGCGCCACCAUGUACCCGUGCCCAGAGGCUCCAGCUGAUCGGCGUGAAAUGGCCAUGGGAGUGAAGACGCGUCUGGAUGACCUUAGCACUGUGCUGAGCCAGACCCAAGAUCACCGUCACCGUGUGUUGGUGUCUGCUGCGCGUAACAUCCGUGCAUGGAUGAUGAAGGUGUGGAAGAUCAAGAGCAUUUACCACACACUCAAUAUGUUCAACCUGGAUGUUAUCCAGAAUGGCUUGAUCGCUGAAUGCUGGAUUCCAGUAGCCAACCUGGAAGAUGUGCAGCUAGCCCUGCGACGCGGAACUGAAAAGAGUGGAAGCUUGCCAGCAAUUUUGAACCGGCUCAGCACUCAUGAAGCGCCUCCAACUUUUCACCGAACAAACAAAUUUACAAAGGCUUUCCAGGCUCUGAUUGAUGCAUAUGGAGUUGCAACUUACCGUGAAAUCAAUCCUGCACCAUACACCAUCAUCACCUUCCCCUUCCUCUUUGCCAUCAUGUUUGGCGAUGUGGGUCAUGGCAUAAUCAUGGCCCUUUUCGGUGGCUGGAUGGUAUGGAGGGAGAAACCUCUCUCUGCCAAGAAGACUGACAAUGAGAUUUGGAAUAUUUUCUUUGGUGGAAGGUAUAUCAUCCUAUUAAUGGGUAUGUUCUCCAUGUACACGGGCCUGAUUUACAACGACAUCUUCUCCAAAGCCUUGAACAUAUUUGGGACAUCAUGGCAUGGCAAAUACAAUGAGAGCACCCUGUUAACCAACAAGGAGCUGAUCCUUGACCCUGGCAGUUCGGAUCAGUAUGACCAGUACCCAUACCCCUUUGGCCUGGAUCCCAUUUGGCAGAUUGCUCUCAACAAGAUCAAUUUCUAUAACUCCUAUAAAAUGAAGAUUUCCAUCAUUUUUGGCAUCAUCCACAUGCUCUUUGGUGUCGUUCUUAGUGUAUGGAACCACAGGUUCUUCAACAGGCCCAUGAACAUCUACUGUGAGUUCAUCCCCCAGAUAAUUUUCCUGACCUGUUUGUUUGGGUACUUAGUUCUUCUGGUGUUCCACAAGUGGGUAUGGUAUGGGGCUGGUGGUGCAGAAAGUGUUUCUCCCAACUGUGCACCUUCCAUCCUCAUUACCUUCAUUAACAUGGUCUUGAUGAAGGGUUAUCAGUCGACACCAGAUACCGACCCGUGCUCACCUUAUAUGUAUGCUGGGCAGUUUGGAUUCCAGCGAUUCCUCGUUUGCAUUGGGCUGAUAUGUGUACCAUGGAUGCUCCUUGCUAAACCUUUCAUACUUCACCGCAACAACAAGCGCAAGCAGAUGAUGUCACAAGCUAAUGGAGGAGAGGGUGUCAUUGAAGAAGGUGGUGGUGAGGCUGCAGCUGCUGCAGCUGCAGAGGAAGUGCAUGACAUGGGUGAGAUCAUGAUCCAUCAGGGCAUCCACACCAUUGAGUAUGUCCUUGGCUCCGUGUCUCACACUGCCUCGUACCUGCGACUCUGGGCCCUGUCGCUUGCCCAUGCUCAACUGAGUGAGGUGCUGUGGCAGAUGGUUCUCCGUGUUGGACUAACAGCUGGUGGUACAGGCGGGGUUGGUGGCAUUGUCACUUACUUCAUCUUCGCAGCUUGGGCAUCCCUCACUAUUGCCAUUCUUGUGCUCAUGGAGGGGCUCUCUGCCUUCUUGCAUACUCUUCGACUGCAUUGGGUGGAGUUCCAGAGCAAGUUUUACGGAGGUGGUGGCUACGCCUUCGUGCCAUUUGCCUUUGAAACAAUCCUGGAACAUGCAGAAACAGCUGUUACGGAGUGAUGGCCUAAGGAAAAAUCAAAGAAAAGAAAGAAGUUGGUAUUGAACAAGUAUUAGUAUUACUGAUUGCAUUAUCAUUUUUAUCAUUUAAAAGAAGUUGAAAUGUAGGUGUUCUAGAGGUUCUCAAAAAUAUUGGUAUCAUCCACAGUGUUCAGCAGUAGACUUUAUGUAUUAAAUGUGCUUUAUUUUUUAUUUAUUCAUUUAUUCUUUAAAUCAUAGAUUUAAAAUUUAAAAUCCUGCAUUUAUAAUACCAUUGUCUUUGCUAAGAAGAGAUUGGUAAAGUUAGGAAAGCAGUAAUUAUUAUUUUUUUUUAAUCUACCAUCAAAACCAGCUGAGUUUUAAAAACCAAUAGCAAUGACUAAGCUUUGUGUACUCAGAAGAAUCAUGAAAAUCUAAUGUUAUUCUGAUCUUUAGAUUAUAUAUGGAUAUAUAUAAAUAUAUAUAUUGAUGUUAUAUUGCAUUCAAGAAUAUAAUGGCCAUUUAAUCAGUGUAUUGAACAAUUAAUAUUCUACAAAAUUGUAAAAUAAGGCUGUAAGGAUUUUUUGGCAUGGCUUAUUAAAAAAUCUUCAACAAAGCACAUUGUAUAUGAUAAAAAAACAAAGAUAUCUAGCUUUGCAGUUAGUAUGAAAGUGCUGGGAAGAAGUAUGUUAAUUUUCAUUGUUCAGUGAUAACCCCCACUUUUUUUUAUUUUAUUAUUAACUACCAGAGAUUG
Messenger RNA from Penaeus indicus, 3374 nucleotides. RefSeq names its product V-type proton ATPase 116 kDa subunit a 1-like. The transcript is spliced from 17 exons. Bases 146 to 2665 code for a protein of 839 amino acids. Gene Ontology annotation, molecular function: proton-transporting ATPase activity, rotational mechanism; ATPase binding. Lineage: Eukaryota; Metazoa; Arthropoda; Malacostraca; Decapoda; Penaeidae. The record is from RefSeq and is a predicted model, not a curated record. Gene Ontology annotation, cellular component: vacuolar proton-transporting V-type ATPase, V0 domain; vacuolar proton-transporting V-type ATPase complex; plasma membrane. Gene Ontology annotation, biological process: proton transmembrane transport; vacuolar acidification.